Molecule: messenger RNA, 636 nt
Organism: Ilex paraguariensis (yerba mate)
Lineage: Eukaryota; Viridiplantae; Streptophyta; Magnoliopsida; Aquifoliales; Aquifoliaceae
Source: the annotation of a GenBank genome assembly
AAAGCCCCGCCAUUGUACCCUAGUCCUCGCACAGUCGAACUUGCUUCUUCACUCCAAUAACCCCAAAGUCCCUAUAAAACAAGAUCCAUUUCAAACUCAGAAAAAUACCCAAAAAUUAUUGAAAACCCUAAAUCAGCAAACAAUUCGUUUAAGAAGGAAGAGAGCAAGUUGAAGUUCGAACAAGGUCAUCGAUGGCGGGUCUGAGCAGUGACCGUGAGCCAGUGAAAGUGGUGAUUAUCAAUACGCGUUACGUCGAAACUGAUCAAUUGAGCUUCAAAUCGGUUGUCCAGAGCCUUACUGGGAAGGAUUCCGGCGUUGCAUGCACGGUAGAGAAACCUUUUGUGGGUCAAAGGAAAAGAAAAUGUGGUGGCGGCAGUGGUGCUGGUGCUGGUGCUGGUUUGAGGUUAUGCAAGGAAGCAUCAUUUAAAGACUUGGAGAGGUCGUUGCUGGAGCUGCCGCCGAUGGAGGACUUGCCCAGUUUGUGGACUGAGUGACAGUGAUAAUCUUUUGUGGUGGAUACAUAUUGAGGUAGUUGCUUGUGUUUGUUUUUGUAUUUAAUAUGUAAACUCAAUUAUUAAAUUCUAGGAAGCACAUAUAUCAAACGAUAUGAUAAAAUUUUGAAAAAUAAAAUAAGAG